Molecule: messenger RNA, 2190 nt
Organism: Trichoderma asperellum CBS 433.97
Lineage: Eukaryota; Fungi; Ascomycota; Sordariomycetes; Hypocreales; Hypocreaceae
Biological process (GO): transmembrane transport; spermine transport; spermidine transport
Cellular component (GO): plasma membrane
Molecular function (GO): spermidine transmembrane transporter activity; spermine transmembrane transporter activity
Source: RefSeq, a predicted model, not a curated record
CCGGUGUCUAUUGUGCCAUAGUACAUGCUUAGCAAUGAAGGGAUAAAGAGGGAAGCUGAGCAGGGAGAGCAGGGCGAGUGCGAUUUCUUUUAUAGCAGGUGUGUUCCAUCUCCUGAGGUAGGCCUGGUUCUAGAUGGGAUGGACGACAAGCAGUCUUGCUACUAGAAGCUCGUCCUUCAACCUAUUCGCCGAAAUACAUCAAUAACACAGCAUAUUAAAGGGGCCUGCAAAAAAAAUAAAGGAAAAGUAAAAGGAAAGAAACAGCAAAGAAGAAAAGAGUGGGGAGAUCUUGGUUCUACAAAUACGACUUAUCGAGCAAAUCAUCCACGGGGGCCAAGGGGGCAAGUAGAAGCUCUCCAACAACUGGCUCAGCUCGCGCAGGCUAUUCAACUAGACCAAUCUCCUCUGCGGGGAAACAAAGAUAGGCAGAAUGGCAUCUCCAGAAGGAGUGCUGAAUGGCUCCUCCUUGUCGGAUAUACAGGCGGACGACAAAACGUUGGUGACAAAGCCGGAAGACCAGUUUGGCAACAGCGACAGCAACAGCAACAGCGAUGCUGAGAAGGGGCAGGUUUCGCAGGAAGUUCUCGACUGGGACAAUGACCCUCAUAAUCCGUAUAACUGGCCUGCGUGGAGGAAAGGGUUGAUGGUGUUUACUAUAUCUACAAUGGGUCUCACAAUAUCAAUAGCCACAUCCAUCUCCAGUUCCUCUGUCGGCCUUCUACAAGAGGAAUUUGGUGUAAGCCGAACCGUCGCCUUACUGCCUCUUACUCUCUACGUCGUCGCCCUUGGCCUUGGCCCCGUAAUUGGUGGCCCCCUUUCCGAAACGAUUGGUCGCUAUCCUGUUAUCAUGGGAGGCAUGCUUCUCGGCUCUUUCUUCACCAUUGGAGCAGGAUUUGUCCACAACUUUGGCGCCUUGUGCUUCUUCCGUUUCCUUACCGGGUUCUUAUGGGCUCCUGUGCUGGCCAAUGCCCCUGGAUCGCUUUCAGAGACGUUUUUGCCAAAGACAAGAGGGCCUGUGAGUGCCAUGUUCAUCCUCACUCCAUUCUUAGGACCUGGCCUAGGACCGGUUAUUGGCUCCUUUGUUUCUGUCGACAAGGGCUGGCGUUGGACCGAAUGGACAAUGCUCUUCUUCGCCGCCUUCGCCAUCACCUUGGGCUGCUUCAUUGGAGAAACUUUCCACCCCAUUCUCAAGCGCCGUCUGGCUAAGAAGCGUGGCCUUGAGGUACCUCCACUUCCUCCCGUGAGCGAGCGCAUCAAGACCUUCGCCGUAGUGGCCGCUGUUCGGCCUCUCCUUAUGCUUUUUACCGAGCCUAUCGUUUCGUUCAUCUGCCUCUACGUCGCCAUAAACUUUGGUACCCUUUUCAGCUUCUUUGGUGGCGUUCCCUACUCCUUUGGUAUGGUAUAUCACUUUGAUACUGAACAGUCCGGCUUGGUUUUCCUAGCUAUUGUCAUUGGUUGUUUCCUCGGCCUUGCCACCAUCAUGGCCUGCGAAAUCUUCUUCUACCGAAAGCAAGUUCCCAACUACCCUCCUAACAAAAUUCCUCCGGAGCACCGGCUUUAUCCCGCCAUGAUGGGCUGCUUUGGACUGCCCAUUGGUCUCUUCUGGUUCGCUUGGACCGCGCGAAAGGACAUCUCCUGGGCAAGCCCUGCAGUAGCCAUCAUUCCUUUUGCUUGGGGCAACUUGUGCGUCUUUGUUAGCACUAUCCAAUACAUUUCCGACACGUAUACCGGCAACGUUGUCGCGAGUGCUUCUAGUGCCAAUAGUUUGGCGCGAUAUGGUUUCGCAGGAGUGUUUCCUCUUUUCACCAUCCAAAUGUAUGAAGGCCUUGGAAUUCACUGGGCUACCAGUUUGCUAGGAUUCAUUGCUCUAGCUUUGAUUCCAAUUCCCUUUGUUCUUUACAGAUUCGGUCCUACUAUCCGGGCGAAAAGCAAGUUUGAGACUCACAAGUACGACUAAAAUAACGACCACCGACGAAGACGACUGUAGUGUCUCUACUAAUAAUGGCCCUUUCCCUUUUAUUUCCCUCUACCCUCAUUCAUUUCUGGGUAUUCAUUGCAUCUAGACAAAUAAUAAGCAUCUGAAGUGGCAUUUAACUGAUAAGAUCUGUGGUAAUAUGGGACGCAUAAAUAGCAUUUAGAUCAUCAUGAGUAGAUUAAUAGACCGAGGCAAAAAGAAUUGUAAAUAUUACG